Messenger RNA from Cokeromyces recurvatus, 204 nucleotides. RefSeq lists its product as uncharacterized. The transcript has 2 exons. The coding region runs from base 1 to 204 and encodes 67 amino acids. The record is from RefSeq and is a predicted model, not a curated record. NCBI's taxonomy places the organism in Eukaryota, Fungi, Mucoromycota, Mucoromycetes, Mucorales, Mucoraceae.
AUGCUGUCACAAUUUGAAUAUAACAAACAUGAAAGGUAUUGCAUAGCUGCUUUAUGUGCCUAUACAAUGGGUAAAAAUUAUACUUUGAAUAGGUUAAAGGAAUAUACAAAGGACAAUUCAGUUACUUCAAGUGGUGGACAUGACUCAGUAGAAGCACCAAAAGAAGGCGAACCUUUAAAACGUUCCGUCAAUAGAAGAUUAUAA